Dunckerocampus dactyliophorus (ringed pipefish) is the source of this 2368-nucleotide messenger RNA. RefSeq names its product distal membrane arm assembly component 1 (gene dmac1). The coding region runs from base 232 to 504 and encodes 90 amino acids. The transcript has 2 exons. The record is from RefSeq and is a predicted model, not a curated record. NCBI's taxonomy places the organism in Eukaryota, Metazoa, Chordata, Actinopteri, Syngnathiformes, Syngnathidae.
AAGUGCCGUAAAGGAAAGACUACUGUCACCCGGAAGUACAAUGAUGUAAGCCUUGAAGUCGCCUUCACUUUUUGGACGGACAAAUGUGUUUUGUAGUAAAAUAUAAGACAGUGAAUAUUACGUACGCUAUUUGACCACUCAAAAGUUUACGAAUAUUUUAAACAAUUGUUAGCACUUUCCGUUUCCGCCGCUAUCGUUAGCAUUAGCUUUAGCACCCGCACCAAUAGCAGCAUGGCGACACCGGAGACACCAACAGGAGGAGAGAAUCCGCCUAUGUCCCAGUCUAUGCGGACUUUUAAGAACUGCUGGAGCUGCCGCCUCAUCUCCGGCGGUGGUCUGAUCCUGUCUGGGGCCUACGUGUACCAUGCUGCCCGCAAAGUCAUGCGCCUCGGCGGGCCGCCCUCUAUGGGCACGGUCGCCCAGAUAACAUUUGCAGCAAGUUUGGCCGUAUGGGGAGUGGUUAUCAUCGUCGAUCCAGUGGGAAAAGCGCAGAGGAAGACGUAGAGAGCCAGCUUGGACAUGAACAUGGACAAUGUCGGGACAAGGACACUGUUUGAAACGGAGACAAGUGUAUCUGAACAUGAGAUAAAUGCAAUCAUUUCAUGGUUCCCUUGUACUUUACUACGUCACACAAGACACUCGGUAGAUCAGUUAGUCUGAGUUACCUUUUAUUAGUGUUAUACUGCUCUGAGCACAGUUGCUCUCAAUGAAGGGUUUGUUGAGAAGCAAGAUGCAAAAAAGAAACACCCUAAAGUCAUUUUCAGUCGCAUAAAGUGAUCAUGACAUUCUGAUUUCUUUUUUUUAGGUUAAAGAAAAAUAUGAAAAUAGAGUUGACAGUACAUUUAGGCACACUAUUGACACAAACUGUACACAUAUGCACAUUUUUAUAUACUGUACUGGGGUUUAAAAAAAAACCUUCCUGUAUGGAGGUGUGCAGAAAAAGGUGGUGUGGUAUUCACCUUUCAUGUAGAAGUCAGUUAAUAUUCCUCAGCCAAUCAGAGGCCAUCAGAGCUGAGCGCCAACCAAUGACUGCGGAGAUAGGUGCUCCAGCCAAUAGGAGGCGCUCUCACAAAAUUGCUACGUUAAGUGCUUAUUAGCAGUGAUUCCACUGGUCACAGGUCUCCUGUCUGGACAGAAGAGGGGAAGAGGGAGGGGCCUCUUCCUGCUUUAGCCCACUGGCUAAUCAUAAAAGUGAUUGUUCAGGCUAAAACACACACACACGAUUGAGAAAAAAAGUGACUUAUAAAACAAGUCUGUAAAAGAAAACUAAAGUUGUACAAUGGAAUGUUAAAGUUGUUGAGCUAAGAAGGGAAAACAUGUUUUAAAAAAAAUAACGAAUAUCUCGUUUGACUAUACACGAAUUCAAAAUGCACAUGCAUUAAAGUAAUAUUGCACAAAAAGUGAUUAGGGAUAUUUGUCCAUAUCUCUAGUGAAGGAUUCAGUCAUGUCCGAGCGUGCGUCUCUUUUACACCGUGUGUUAACUUAAGGCCGCCUCACUCGCCCACACUGGCACAGUUUUACCACACAAAUCUUCCUUAAUAACAAACACACACACACUAAAUUGUUUACAAGCCAAACACACAAUUACAUUCUUGGACGCGUACUAUUAGUGUGCUGGGAUGGACAGCUUAGCCUCCCACCUCCCCACUGUAACACACAUGAUGAUGAUGAAAGUCAUCCCAUUGCAUCAUCGUUUCUUCAUAUGUUCACACCAGAACGCACACAUGAACAGCAUGAGCUUUGGUCAUCAGGGUUUGAUAUAAUUAAAGGGGCGUGGCUUCCUCUGUAAGGUCUGUGAGACAAAACGAUGUAACACAAAAGGAUUCAAGAGAAGCACUGAGGCUGCAAGAUCACUUAAAAAAAAUCCAUUCAUGCCCUAUUUUGUUCAGUCACAUUUUAAAAACGGCGCCUCAUAAACCAGUGCUAUUGACACAUUUGGUUGCUAUGAAAAACACUAGAGUGCAGCUUUUGUAGUUAAAAUGUCUACAGCAUUAAGGGAGCGAGUUGGGCUGCAGCCGCUUCAGCUUUAUGGUGGAGGCCAAACGUAGAAGCAGGUGGGAAGGUAAGGCAAGGUGUGGGUCUAUGCUAUCUAUUCCUGCAGUUUAAAAACAGUACAGUACUCAUGGCCGCCUCUUUGGACCACCACAAAGCAGCAUUGACUGGCCCCGCUGAAGCUAUAAACAACUAAAAACAUCAGAGAGGGGAAAAUGAUGCUGACUAAAAGACUGCCAUGUUCAGUCUGGAUGCAAAUGCUUUGUUUUUGGGUGUAUGUUGACAGAAAUGACAGUUACUGGGAGUGUUUCCAUACCUUCAAGUUCAUAUUAAGCCCCUCCCCCUAUCUCACAUUUAGCUCUUAAGUCGGUGUGUG